Messenger RNA from Thlaspi arvense, 1265 nucleotides. Lineage: Eukaryota; Viridiplantae; Streptophyta; Magnoliopsida; Brassicales; Brassicaceae. The record is from the annotation of a GenBank genome assembly.
CAACACAUUCACGUAAUAAGGUCGAUGAAACUAGAAGGCACCAAAAAAAAGGCAUUAAGGAAACUCUUUGCCACUUAUAUAUAUGCUUCUCUCAUAGUACCACAUUAUUCUCUCAAACCUCUCUUCUUCUUCUUUUUCUUCUUUUGUCUCUCCCCCUCUCUCUUUCAUAUUGGUUCUUGAAGGGCAGAUCAGUAAAUACAGAGAUCUAUCUAGGGAAAAUGGGACUAUAUUCACUAAUCACAGGGAAAAGGGGACCAAGUGGGUUUGGUUCAGCUUCAACAGCUGAAGAGGUUACUCAAGGGAUCGAUGCAACUCAUCUCACUGCAAUCAUCACAGGAGGGACGGGAGGGAUAGGGAUGGAGACAGCGAGGGUAAUGGCGAAGAGAGGUGCUCAUGUGGUAAUUGGUGCCCGAAACAUGGGAGCUGCAGAAAACGCCAAAACCGAGAUUCUCAGACAAAACGCAAACGCACGAGUAAUGUUCUGUCCAUACCAACUCUCUGAAGAUGGAAUCGAAUUGCAGUUUGCUACUAAUCACAUUGGUCAUUUUCUGUUGACCAACUUGCUCCUAGACACAAUGAAGAGCACAGCUAAAAGCAGUGGUGUCGAAGGAAGAAUUUUGAAUCUAUCAUCUAUAGCUCAUAUCUAUACUUACAAAGAAGGAAUCCAAUUCGACAGCAUCAAUGACAUUUGCAGGUACUCGGAUAAAAAAGCUUACGGACAAUCAAAACUAGCCAAUAUAUUGCACGCUAAUGAGCUCUCCCGUCAACUUCAGGAAGAGAAAGUGAACAUAACAGUGAAUUCAGUUCACCCAGGGUUCUUGAAGUUCUUCAGCUUCUAUUUGUGGAAAAAUAUACCUCAGGGAGCAGCUACAACAUGUUAUGUUGCUCUGCAACCAAGUGUGAAGGGAGUGACAGGAAAGUACUUUGCAGAUUGCAAUCAAGUCACUCCAAGCAAACUUGCUAGAGAUGAGACUUUGGGGCAAAAACUCUGGGAUUUCAGCGUCAAGCUCAUCAACUCGGUUUCUAAAAAGAACUACAUGGGUUUCGAGGAAACCAGUUAAUGGAACUAAGAUUUGCUUCUUGUUACUUAAAAGUUAAUCAAGAGUGAAAAAAAAUUAUAGUAAAGCAUGUGUGGGAUUUGGAUGUGAUAUUGUGAUGUACCUUGUUUCCAAUACAUUUUAUGGAGUGAAUAUGCAUGUAACCGUGCUAAUCUUUUAAUAUAGUGUGGACAAUAAAAAAUGGUUGUUCAUCUCUUGAUUAUUCCA